AUGGCAGAUACUGAAGAUGAAUCGAGGCCCUUACUUUCUUCUCAUUCAAAUGAUUACCUUACGACAGAGGCAUACGAGACAGGGAUGUUAAGAAACAUCAGGAGCAAGGGUAGGUCAAGAACUAGGUUGCUCUUGAUUACUACUUUUUUGCUGGUUUUCGUUCUUAUACCUUUUUGCUACGUUUAUGGUAACGCUCCUGAACAAGAGCAGUUACAACAAUAUAUUAGUGACAUAGCUGAAUUUAAACUUAAUAAAGUUCAAUUCAAGGGCUGGAAAGAUAUUGAUCACUCCGAAGCUUCUAGUCCAACGUAUCCAACGGAGGAUUUAAAGAAAUGGAUGGUUUUUGACGUUAAUUUGUCUUUUUCUGUGGACUACGAUGGAAGUAGUACAGCGUUAUUAACAGAUGAACAACGCAAAAUAGUGAAAGUAAUAAGUGGUAAUGUACUUCGGCGGGUUUGCUUCCGAAUAAAUAGCGUUGAAACAUUCGCAGAAGAUGAUAAUAUUGAUAAAAUGGCGUUGUUUACAAUGUUGGGUUUGGAGAAUUUAUGUGUUAGCUUGCUGGAUAAAAAGGUUACAGAUAUAAAUACAGUUAUUUCUGUGAAGCCAAAUAUUAAGAAUUUAUCCAAGAUAUUCUGGCUGAUUAAAAAUAAUGAUAAGCUAAAUACAUCUAUUUGGUCAUCUCUCGAUCUGAACAUUGGAGAACAUAUUUUUUGGGACAAAUAUUUGAUGCUUAAUCACUUUAGUAUACCCAAAAUUUCCUUGGAUAGGUACAUCCAUUGGAAUAAAAUAAGGUCUACGCUUAGGCAUCUUAGCACUAUCAUACAAGAACUAAGUUCCAACUCGAAGAUAACUAAUUUUAAGGUUCAAGAUUCUAAUGAACAUCCUGGUUUUAUAAUUAAUGGUGAAAUAAGUGUACCGCCACCCAAAGAAAUCCCUAAAUGGCUUUAUACAAUGGAGGGGAUAAAUAUUCCCUCAACGCAAUGGAGUUUUAAGCUACCUAACUGUAACUCUGAUAAUACUAUUGAGGUAAAUGGAGCUUCAAUUCAGACGAACUGCGUAAGCCUUUCCAACUGGUUUUCGGAAGAUGCGGCUAACGUUUCAGCGACGAUUACUGUACCCGGGCCUCUUUCAGAUGAACUUUUGUAUCAUCUGUGCUCCUAUGAGAACGAUGAUAUAGUUACACCAAUGAGUAUAUUGGUUAGAAAGUUAUUCAAUUCUACAGAGUUGAUUUUUUUUGAUGUCCAUGGACAAAAGGCUUUGGUCAGUGAUAACUGUAAUACUUUACCAAUCGAUCUUGCAACAGAAUUAGUCCAGUCUAUAGAUUCACCGGUUGUUGCAAAUUUCACGAUAAAACAAGAAGAUAUAAUAGAAGAAGCUACAAUAGAAAAGUUGGAGUUGGAAGUCAGUAAUGAUUAUCUUGGUGAAUUUAAGCUCUCUGUUACUGGUAUAGUAGUCCUUACCCUGAACCCUCCGUUUUAUGAAUUGAAUGACCAGUCUAAGUUGAGUAUUGAUAAAAUCAAAGGGGUUACUAAAUUUUAUCAUAAUGAUAUUCAUUUUAUUACAACUCCGAUAUUAAAAUGGACUGUCUGCGAUUCAGAAAUCCAAGACAAUAAGUUAAAAGUUCGCUUUGACAUGAAUGAUGAUGAUGUCAAGAUCAUAAACAAAAGAGAAUUGACCCUUUGUCUCAACGAAAUUUUAAUUGCAGGAGAAUCAAAAGUUCGGAUUGCAAGUAAUUUAGAUCUUUUGACAAGGUCAGCUUUAGGUGAGGUUGUGUUAUUCGGGAUGCCUGGAAAUGGGCAGACAACAAUUAGGAAGGAUCACUACAGAAUGCCUUCGGAAAACGACCUGCCUGAGUCUUUCUAUCCUUAUUUGAAAAGAUAA
This is a messenger RNA of Eremothecium cymbalariae DBVPG#7215, 1881 nucleotides long. RefSeq names its product Tag1p (gene TAG1). The transcript has a single exon. NCBI's taxonomy places the organism in Eukaryota, Fungi, Ascomycota, Saccharomycetes, Saccharomycetales, Saccharomycetaceae. The record is from RefSeq and is a predicted model, not a curated record. Bases 1 to 1881 code for a protein of 626 amino acids.